This is a messenger RNA of Labeo rohita (rohu), 3069 nucleotides long. RefSeq names its product RAB3A, member RAS oncogene family, b (gene rab3ab). Lineage: Eukaryota; Metazoa; Chordata; Actinopteri; Cypriniformes; Cyprinidae. The transcript is spliced from 5 exons. The record is from RefSeq and is a predicted model, not a curated record. Gene Ontology annotation, biological process: maintenance of presynaptic active zone structure; regulation of exocytosis; protein localization to plasma membrane. Gene Ontology annotation, molecular function: GTPase activity; GTP binding. Gene Ontology annotation, cellular component: synaptic vesicle; endosome; axon. The coding region runs from base 101 to 763 and encodes 220 amino acids.
CCCUCUUGGCGUCACACGUCUUUCAAGUGACGUCAAAGUGUCUGCAGGUGUUGGAAGAGGCGCAGUAUUGGCGUAAGUGACGCUUAAAACGGCUUUUACGAUGGCUUCAGCUACAGAUAACCGCUAUGGACAAAAGGAGUCUUCCGACCAGAACUUUGAUUACAUGUUCAAAAUCCUGAUCAUCGGGAACAGCAGCGUUGGAAAGACCAGCUUUCUGUUUCGGUAUGCAGAUGACUCCUUCACGCCAGCAUUUGUAAGCACGGUGGGCAUCGACUUCAAGGUGAAGACCAUCUACAGGAAUGACAAGAGGAUAAAGCUACAGAUCUGGGACACAGCAGGACAGGAACGCUACCGAACCAUCACCACUGCCUACUACCGCGGUGCCAUGGGCUUCAUCCUCAUGUACGACAUCACCAACGAGGAGUCUUUUGCCGCAGUGCAGGACUGGUCCACACAGAUUAAGACGUACUCAUGGGAUAAUGCCCAGGUGCUGCUGGUGGGCAAUAAGUGUGACAUGGAGGAUGAGAGGGUGGUGGCGUCUGAGAGGGGACGACAGCUCUCUGAACAUCUCGGUUUUGAGUUUUUUGAGGCCAGUGCCAAGGACAACAUUAAUGUUAAACAAACCUUCGAGCGGCUGGUGGACAUAAUCUGCGAGAAGAUGUCAGAGAGCCUGGAUGCCGCUGAUCCUGCAGUGACGGGAGCCAAACAGGGGCCGCAGCUCACGGAGCAGCCCGCCGCUCCGCACCAGGACUGCGCCUGCUGAAAACCCCACGGCUCUAUCUGCACUGCCUUGCACCAACACAAAAAACAACACGUUUAGGUAUUUAAAAAGAACAUGAAACAUAAAACCCCCUAAUUCCCUUACUGCCUCCUCAGGCUACACCCUCUAGCUCCUCCCCUUCCUCUCUCAAUACUCAUUUUGACAUCUCAAACUCUAAAAUGGUUUUAUUCAACAUGGAAUCCAUUCCAUUUUAAAAGGAAAGCCAUAGCGCUUUUAAAGAGCGAAUUCACCCAAAAAUGAAAAUUCAGUCAUUAUUUACUCUCCCUCAAUUUGUUUAAAACCUGUACAAUUAUAUUUGUCUGUUAAACACAAAGACAUUUUGAAGAAUGUUUAACUAAACAGUGUUGGUCCCCAUCGACUUCCAGAAAUUACUAUGGAAGUCAAUGGGGAUUAGAAACAGUUUGGUUUUCCACAUUGUUCAAAAUAUGUUCUUUUGUGUUCAGCAGAAGAAAGAUUUUUGGGUGAACUAUCCCUUUUAGGCCUGAAAUGAUUUUAAAAACUUUAUAAUUAGGCCUAAAUUUAAAUGUUAGUUCAGCAAAGCACACAGAAUCAGUUAUCUUUAAGUUUUCGCUGCCUACACUUCACUUCAUAGUUUAAGAUAUUUUCAUUCUACACUUCCAUAUCCUUAAAUUAUUUAUGAACAAAUAUAAAAAGAGGAAUGAGAGAGAUUUCUGUAUAUUUAUUCCAAAAAGUGUACAUAAUAAAUACAGUUCAGUAUUUAAAUAAUACAGUUAGAAAUGCAUAUCUAAAAUGUUUUGUUAUUUUUUUGAAAAUGACCAAUUCUGACAAAUAUAAAGAAAGUUAGAGAAGUCAACUAAUGCUGUUUUCAUGGUAAUUCUUUGCAGUGCUUGUCACGAACCUUUCUUGCUUAUUUGUAUCUGUGACAUUGUAUCUUGUUCACUGCCUUGCCUCAUGUAAUUUCAGUCCCGGGACUGAAAGCCAGAUAUCAUACACAAACAUUCCUUAAUGUAAAUUUGCAUGGAAGGAAAUAAAGCCAUUUAGGCAAAUAGUGGUAGGAUUCCUUUCUCAAUGCUUCGUUAGGUCUAAUCAAGUGUAUUUCUAGUCCAAAUCUGAAUUUGAUUUGCGGCCAUGCUGUUGCUUAUUUCAUCAUAGCAGCAGAGCCAUAAGCUCGACCUACUAUUGACAAUACUCUUACACGGUCUUAAAAUUUAGUAAAAGUUACUCAGAUUUCCCAUAACGACUUUCUAGACUGGCGUGUCCUGUGAACGAUUUUACGUGGCUCUGUGUCUAAUACCAGGCCUGCAACUAUAAUGCAAAAAUCAGUUUGCAAAAAAAGAAGAAAAAAAGCCCAUGAGUAUUAACGUUUACAUGUGCAAGAUCCUCCCUGAUUAAUCCUGCAUCUUUCCUUUGCUAUUCUGUCUUCCUUUAGUGAAAACUUACUGUAAAUACAUUUGAGUCUUUGGUUUUAUGUGUGGACUGUGUUGUAUCGAUUAUGGGCUUUAAAAAAAUUCUAGGUGAUAUUAAGAAAAAUUACAAAAAGAGGAUAUAAAGGAUGUUCUUUACCUGCUGUCGUGUAUGCCUGCUUGUGAAUGAAUGUGUCACUUUAUUACAGAGCAAUAUUGAAGAAAAUACCUUUUCAUGUGUUGCAGAUUAUUUAUCAUUCUGUUAACAUAAACAGAACAUUUUUGUAGGAUGUAAUGGAAAUGUGACCGUUGAGUAAAUGGGUUAAAUCCUAGUUGAAAAGUACUGUUGUAAACCAAAGCAGGCUGAUAGACUGACUGUCACUUCUACUGUGGAGCCUGACUGUAUUUAUUUUAUUAAAAACUGAUUAUAUUGGGGGGGGGAAAAAUAGUGUAAAUGUCAGAAGAGCCAUUGCUACAUCCUGAGGCCUGGGGCGAGUUGUUUGUAGGUGGGUCCCCUCUCUUUUAGACCUAAUGAGAAGACGAUAUAGAUACAGGACCUUAGCGAGCCCCUGGAUAUCAGACAUGAGAAAAUUAACAUCACAGCUGACCAUGUAAGGUAACGUUAGCCGCUCCACGUUCAGAUCAGUUUAUCACGACUAAGAGUUUGUUCUCCAUUUCCUACAUUUUUAUCUAAAGUUAUUUUUAUUCAUGCUUUUCAUUGUGAUUUUUUUAAUUUAAGUUUUUUUCUGAUAAUCGAGUGUAAUGUACAAGGAAAAAACACUAAUAUGCAGUAGUAAAUGUACUGUACUUACAAUAAGGGGUUUGGUGUCAAAGUGUCCAGUGGUGAAAUUUACCAAAUCAACUGUCUAUGUUGUGAAAAUGACUGAACUUAUAAAAAAAUAAAAGUUUGUGUUGUUUACUUGA